Molecule: messenger RNA, 2420 nt
Organism: Orbicella faveolata
Lineage: Eukaryota; Metazoa; Cnidaria; Anthozoa; Scleractinia; Merulinidae
Product: thioredoxin-related transmembrane protein 2-B-like
Biological process (GO): protein folding
Cellular component (GO): endoplasmic reticulum
Molecular function (GO): protein disulfide isomerase activity
Source: RefSeq, a predicted model, not a curated record
UUCUGACUAACGGAGCAAUGGCAGGUUACUUCUGAAUAUUUUAAACUCCGUUCACCUCUAAACUUGAUGAAACCUGAUAGAUUUUCGAAAUGGCGAUGAAAUCAGGUUCAAGUUUUCACGAACAAGUACAUCAAAUCUGUACAGAACAAACCACUUUCACUUUCGUAUUGUUUCCUUUGUUUACACGCGUACCUUCCAGCUGAUCACAGAAUUAAAAGUGACAGCUGCCAUAGUAACAGUCGUGGCCUCGGCUUGGUGAUGAGGUCAAUCGCCAAGAGAAAGCCCUGGAACCCGGGAACGAAGUUAUCGCAUCAGUUCAGCGGUAAUUUUGGAAAAUGACACCAAAAUUAUGUUCUGAAUAUUGUGGCAUAAGAGUACGACAUCUGAAAGAAAAGGGCAACAUUCUGACUAAAAGCUAUGAAAUUGGACUCGUUUAAACCUUUACUCAGUGGCCACUACAUUUUAAAUCCUGUGGCAUGCUUAUUGUAUGUGAUUUUGCGGUGCGUUCAGCCGUUUUGUGGAUGGCUUUUCCCAGGAGAAGAAUGUUCUCUCAGCUGGCGAGACUUUGAGUUAUUAUCAUUUCUAGUCAUUGUGUUGGCUGUCAAAAACAGAAAAUGGAAACCAACUUCUUGGCAAGAGGCAGCUUCCAUGGUGUUCCUGUUUAGCAAAAUUGCAAACUUUGUUCUUUUUGCCAGGUCAGAUCUUAGACUUGGUCUUAUUUAUCUUAUCUUUUGCUUAGUGUUAUUUUUAUUAUUUCCUGAGCCAUCAUACAGUGGACCAGACGAGAUACACUUCUUUAGAGGACCAGCACUUGAUGAUGCUCUGCGUGAUGAUCCAUCUGUCACGUGGCUGGUGGAAUUUUAUGCUCCUUGGUGUCCACCAUGUGUCAGAUUUGCUCCAACAUUUGCUGAAUUGUCACUAAGAUACAAUCAUAGUCACCUUAGAUUUGGAAAACUUGAUGUUGGAAAGUAUCCAAUCAUAGCUGAAAAGCACAAGGUAGAUGGAUCUGCUGUUUCUAAGCAACUUCCAAGUUUGAUUCUCUAUGAAGGAGGAAAAGAGACAAAAAGGAGGCCAUUAGUAGAUAGGAGGGGUGUUAUCACCAAAUAUACAUUCACUGAGGUCAAUAUUGAGCGUGAUUUCAACUUAAAAGAACUGAAGAAAGCUGCAGAAGAGAAAGGAAAAUUGAAAGAGAAGAAUGCAAAGAAGGAUAAGGACAAAGCAGAUUAAGGAGCAAUAUCCACAAAAUCUUUGGCUCUGGAGCUUGCCAAAAGAUUUCUGAGAACAUUUAGACAAGUGAAUUUUUAGUGCAUUUUUUUUACAACAAUUAGACAAAUUUGUUUACAUAUUGCAACAAAUUUAUUUUAUUAAUGACUUCCUUUAUUGUUGUUAGCUGCUUAUCUGAAUUUGUUUCUUAAGGAGAAAUCCAGUUUUCAUCGCUCAAUGGCGUGAUCGGGUUAAGACGGCAUUGUAUAAACAAAUUGUCCAAUACUGACUAAAAAAAAUCGUUAUUUAUCGCCGCGCCAAAGACUUCACGUUUCUUUUAUUUUGUAUUCGUUCAUUUUAUUUUUAAGAGUUGACUGCAGAUCAAAUAGCUCAUUGUUUCCUUAUCCGCCUCAUCCUCAAGGCGUUUCGUUGUCUUGUGCGUGGCCCCCGUGCGUAGUAUGAAGCGAGGAAGGAAGGAACUGGGGAGGGAAGUAUAAAGAAACCCCAGGCACAUUGAAUAGGCCACUGAGUGUUGAGUCGCGGCGGUCUUGCGUGGGGCUCGACACUGUUUGCGCUUCGUGUGCGUCUCCCCAGCCUCUCGCGCGUUUGCGCGUUUCCCGCUAUAAAAGAAGAGAAAGUUUUGCAACUUGUGAGAACUAACGAAUCGUUUAACAUUACGUUGUACAUUGAGGCAUUGUCAGUGGUCUUUCUCGGUGCAUUUUAUUAUUCCUUUCCCAUGGUAUUCCAUCUUUACUCUUCUGUUGCUGUCAUUGGCUUAUUGUAAACAAAUACCUAAAUUUAAUCUUCAAAUGAUAUAACAAUCAUGAAAUAGCAUCUGCGAGCUACAGAAUACAAAAUAAAUUGUCAUAUAAUUGUAUUAAAUAUCGUGUGGUGUGAGUUUUCUGUUCUAUUUUCUCAUUAACCGAUUGCACCCCACCCCCUCCCCUCGUUAACGCUCUUUAGCUGUAUAAGUUGGAAUCAGCGGAUAAGUGUUGAAGAAAACUGCGAGGAACUAUCGGCUGAUAGCUUCCCCGCGGAAAUUUGAUGUUCCCAGUCAUAAACACUCUAUUGUGUUUGAUGUUCAUCACUAAAUUUUCUUCCGCGCGCCAGUUCAAAGAUCAGAUUGAAUUGUGUUCAACUUUUUAAGAUGAAAGGCGUCUAAGCAAAAUGUAAACUUUGAAAAAGAAAACAGGCAAGUUGCGACUUUCAACUUUUUU